Messenger RNA from Marmota monax (woodchuck), 5345 nucleotides. It is a transcript of the gene Mpo, whose product is annotated as myeloperoxidase. Gene Ontology annotation, molecular function: peroxidase activity; heme binding. The record is from RefSeq and is a predicted model, not a curated record. Bases 131 to 2287 code for a protein of 718 amino acids. NCBI's taxonomy places the organism in Eukaryota, Metazoa, Chordata, Mammalia, Rodentia, Sciuridae. The transcript is spliced from 14 exons. Gene Ontology annotation, biological process: response to oxidative stress.
UGCCCUGCCCCGCCUCCACCUUAGAGAACAUAAAGGCCAAGAUUCAGUGAGAGGAGUUACCAAUGUCAGAUCAACUGUGGAGUUGAGGUCCUUGGGGGCUGGUGACUACAGCUGGCAAGGGGGUGAAGAGAUGAAGCUGCUCCUGACUCUAGCAGGGCUCCUGGCCAUUCUGCCCAUGUCCCAAGCCUCUGACAAUGCCACUUCAGUCCUCCUGGGAGAGGUGGAGACCUCAGUGGUGCUGACCUGCAUGGAAGAGGCCAAGCGGCUUGUGGACAAAGCCUACAAGGAGCGGCGGGAAAGCAUCAAGCAGAGGCUUCGCAGUGGCUCUGCCAGUCCCAUGGAACUCUUAUCCUACUUCAAGCAGCCAGUAGCAGGCACCAGGACGGCUGUGAGGGCUGCAGACUACCUGCAUGUGGCUCUAGACCUGUUGAAGAGGAAGCUUCAGCCCCUGUGUCCAGGGCCUUUCAAUGUCACAGAUGUGCUGACACCUGCUCAACUGAAUCUGCUGUCCAAGUCAAGCGGCUGUGCUUACCAGGACGUGAGGGUGACAUGCCCUGAACAGGACACAUAUCGCACCAUCACCGGGCAGUGCAACAACAGACGCAGCCCGACGCUUGGGGCCUCCAACCGCGCCUUUGCACGCUGGCUGCCAGCGGAGUACGAGGACGGCUUUUCGCUGCCUUUCGGCUGGACUCCAGGGGUCAAGCGCGGUGGCUUCCCCGUGCCCCUGGCUCGCGCAGUCUCCAACGCCAUCGUGCGCUUCCCCACAGAGCAGCUGACCAGGGACCAGCAGCGGUCGCUCAUGUUCAUGCAGUGGGGCCAGUUUCUGGACCACGACCUUGACUUCACCCCAGAGCCUGCAGCACGGGCCUCCUUCAUUACUGGCCUCAACUGUGAGACCAGCUGCCUGCAGCAGCCACCCUGCUUCCCGCUCAAGAUUCCACCUAAUGACCCCCGCAUCAAGAACCAACGUGACUGCAUCCCUUUCUUCCGCUCCUGCCCGGCUUGUCCUGGGAGCAACAUCACCAUCCGCAACCAGAUCAAUGCGCUCACCUCCUUUGUGGACGCCAGCAUGGUGUACGGCAGCGAGGACCCCUUGGCCAUGAAGCUGCGCAACCUGACCAACCAGAUGGGGCUGCUGGCCGUCAACACCCGCUUCCAAGAUAAUGGCAGGGCCCUGCUGCCCUUCGACAACUUGCAUGAUGACCCCUGUCUCCUCACCAACCGCUCUGUGCAAAUCCCUUGCUUCCUGGCAGGGGACACCCGUUCCAGUGAGAUGCCUGAACUCACCUCCAUGCACACCCUCUUUGUUCGAGAGCAUAACCGGCUGGCCACACAGCUCAAGAGCCUCAAUCCCAGGUGGAAUGGAGAGAAGCUCUACCAGGAAGCCCGGAAAAUCGUGGGGGCCAUGGUCCAGAUCAUCACUUACCGAGAUUACCUGCCCCUGGUGCUGGGGCCAGCGGCCAUGAGGAAGUACCUACCCAGAUAUCGCUGCUACAACGACUCGGUGGACCCGCGCAUCUCCAACGUCUUCACCAAUGCCUUCCGCUAUGGCCACACCCUCAUCCAACCCUUCAUGUUCCGCCUGGACAGUCAGUACCGGCCCAUGGAGCCCAAUCCUCGAGUUCCACUCAGCAGGGUCUUUUUUGCCAGUUGGAGGGUGGUGCUGGAAGGUGGCAUUGACCCCAUCCUCCGGGGCCUCAUGGCCACCCCCGCCAAGCUGAAUCGCCAGAACCAAAUUGUGGUGGAUGAAAUUCGGGAACGACUGUUUGAGCAGGUCAUGAGGAUCGGGCUGGACCUGCCCGCUCUGAACAUGCAGCGCAGCAGGGACCACGGCCUCCCAGGGUACAAUGCCUGGAGGCGCUUCUGUGGGCUCCCACAGCCCAGCACAGUGGGUGAGCUGGGCACGGUGAUGAAGAACCUGGACCUGGCAAGGAAGCUGAUGGCACAGUAUGGCACGCCCAAUAACAUUGACAUCUGGAUGGGUGGCGUGGCUGAGCCCCUGGAGCCCAAUGGCCGUGUGGGCCAGCUCCUCGCCUGCCUCAUUGGCACCCAGUUCAGGAAGCUCCGCGAUGGAGAUCGGUUUUGGUGGGAGAACAAGAAUGUGUUCAGCACGAGGCAACGGCAGGCCCUGGCCAGGAUCUCCUUGCCCCGUAUCAUCUGCGACAACACAGGCAUCACCACCGUGUCCAGGAACAACAUCUUCAUGUCCAACUCAUUCCCCCGUGACUUUGUCAACUGCAGUUCUCUCCCUGCGUUGGACCUGACUUCCUGGAGGGAGGCCUAGAGCUGGAAUCGAUCAGAUGCUCAGGGUUACAGAGGAGAAUCUCCAGGGACCCUAGAAAGUAGCUACAAGUGCUCCAGGCUGGGCCAGACCCUUGGCCCACUUACCAGGCUGCCCAUGGUCCCGGCAGCGCUGGAUGUUGAUGGCAGCCAGGUCGAAGCCAUGGAUGGUGUGUGUCGGCUGGAAGAGCUUGUUGCGUACUUCUCCUGUCAUCAUUUUAUUCUGAUUCAUCAACUUGGCCUUCUUGGCCAGCAGGCCCCGAACCAGAGGAUCAAUUCCACCUGCAAAGGGAGACCCAGAGGUCAUCCUUAGGAUGGAAGAGGAAGAGGACGUCUCCCACAGCCAGCCCCUCCCUCCACCAGACAAAUUACCUGUCUAAAAUAGGGCCAACUAAACAUCCCUGGCUGGAAACAGUAAGAGAAGAAGACAACACAGGUGAGCUCAGGGAAAGGGGAGUCCAGAUUGCCCACUCCUGGGGUGGUAGGAAGGGCCAUUCAUGGGACGGUGGCAUGAAUAUAAAUAUCAAGACUGUUUUCAAGUUCUAGUUCAUCGGGUCAGCUCCUUCUCUUUCCAUAUAUUGCCCUGAAGAACACUGCAGCACGGGAAGAUGGGGGUGGGGGAGGGGGGUGCACAUCUUUAAUAAAUGGCCCUGGCUUGCUAGGCCCUUACUAAGCUAGUUUCAGCACAGAACAGACAGGGGUAAAGGACAGUUGCAUGUAACCUCUGGCACCUCAUGGGGUGGAAGGUUCUAGAAGAGAGCAGAGAAGAGCUAUUUGAGAAGACCAUGAACUCUGUCUUCAGAGGGCAGAGAAGCCCUAGGUCAUAGAGAAGAGGUAAGGAAAUCCCAGGCAGCUUACAAGUUAGAAGGAGGAAAGGAAUAACUGAUAACCUUUUGUGUGUUAGGAAUCAUUUUAGGGUUCUCUACACAUCUAUUUCCUUUAACUUUUUGGAUAUCCUCACGAGAUGGGUACUAUUAUUGUCCCUAUUUUACAAACAAAGAAAAUGAGGCUCAGUUAAGAUGAAUUCACUUGCCCAAGGCCCCACAGGAAGUGCUUGCAAUCUGACUUCCAGGCCAGGUGUCCCUAACAGCAAGCUGCAACGAGGGGGAGUCAGGAGAGGGAGGGCACUUUCCUGAUUGGACAUACCAUCUUUGACCAUCCUCCAGGUGUUGAAGAAGAGCGUGUGCAGGGGGAGUUCCGGUUCUGGACCCCAUGGCUGAUAAUUCUCAUCCAGGCGGGACACAGUAGGGGGGAUCUCCAAAUGACCAAAGCGGAACGCAAAUGUAAAGACGUUGGAAAUUCGGGGAUCUACAGAUUCAUUGUAGCCUUGGUAUGGGGGGAUCCACUUCUGCAUCUCAGCACCUAACACGAUGGGUAGGUAGUCCCUAAAGGUGAUAAUCUAGAGGGAGAGGCAAAUUAGGAAGAAAGAAUGUGAGAAGGCUUAAGUCUCUACAGAGGGAGGCUGAAGAGGAGCUGCCACCAAGGGGCAUGAGCAGUCAAGGGUGGCAAACAGCCUUUGUACCUUGUUUCAAUUCCUAUGACCGUGGCAGACAUUGUUAAUCAAACAUGACAUUCUUUCUGUGAUCUCACAUGAUUUGUUUCCAUAUAGGCAAAUCAGUCAUUUGAAUUUGGCAUUUGAUAUAUACUCUCUAUGCAUCUUUGCUCUAAGUUUAUGACCUUGGUGCGAAAGUGGCAGUGCCUAUAUGUCAUUUAAAUGUAACAAUGUCAUAUUAUUAAACUUUUCCUCACAGGCCAGCGUAAGAGGGAUGAUGAACCACAGAAAUGAGUCAGGGACCACCAAGGGAACUUCAUUCCAUCCCCAGUUUUGAAAGAAGUGCUGCACCAUAGAGAGGCUGAUUCCUGGUUUGGUUUUACUCAAAUACAAUGAAUUACUACAAAAAAAAAAAAAAAAAAAACAACUCAAUAUUUAUCCUUUCUUUCUUUGUUUAUAUGAUGCAUAUUUUGACACAGUUUUACUCCUAGAGAGCAUUUCCUCUUUGUCAAUUAACAUUUUCCACAUUUCGACCUAGCUUUCACAAUUAUUUUAAAUGUGUGCAAUAUUCUAAUGCAUUCAUUGAGAUUUACCCUCAGGUUGGCUUCCAGUCUGUCCAUGGCUUAGCCUGUGGGGAUAUCAUCCAUCCAGCAGGCACUCUGCUCCCCAGGCUGUAGAGGAUGCAGGAGACAGAGCCCUGCCUCUGGCCACAGUGACUGGCCCAUCUGUGGCUCCAGAACAAGCUGGUAUGAUUCUGUCUCAAGAAUUUAGGUUCUGGAUAUAGCUAUUUCAGAUGGUGCUUAAUUUGAGAGGACGGAUGAGAUCACAUGGGUGGUUAUUUUUUUUACCAUCUGCUGGAAAGCAGAGAAAACCCAUCUGCAUUGAGAGUGGAGAAGUAGAGAGAGGAGCAGGGAGGAGGGAGCUAGCAAGAGUAGUUGUCCUACUUCCAGAUGAUUUCCAUCGUCUGAUUCAACCCUGGAUGAGGCUCUAACCACUCUACUGACUAUGGGGGUCCCAGGAGAAACCUUUCUCAUCUUCCAUUUGACACUUGGAUGGGGUUGAACCUAACUGAACAUCUGAACUAGACUGAGUUGUUUUCUUGUAGGCCCAAAAGCCUUGUUAUGGAUGAACUUGUGUCCCCUGCUCAUCCAUAUGUCAAAGCUUCCAAUGUGUGCAUAUUUGAAGGUGGAGUCUUUAAGGAGGAAACUGAGGUCAUAAGGAUGGCACCCUAAUCCAGUAGGGCUGGUAUCCCUAUAAAGAGGGAGAGAGGGAGACAGAGAGGCAGAACAGGAAUGAGAAUGAACAGAGAAAAGACCAAGAGAGGACAUGGGGGAAAGAUGACUAUAAGCUAAGGAGAAAGAUCUGAGGAGAAACCAGACUUGCCAACACCUUGAUCUUGAACUUGGCCUCCAGAACUGUGAGAAAAUUCUGUUGUAUAAGCCAUCCUAAAAUAUUGACACUCUAGUGGCAACCCUAGCAAACUAAUACAAUAUUUAACUCAUGCAAUCUUUAGGCAGACAUUUUUUUUAUUCUCUUGGAUGAUUUCCUACAAACAUCUCCAGCAGCAUGA